GCCACUUCAGCAGAGUGAGGGAGGGAGUGCAUGUGAAUUAGCUGCUCUCCCUUAAGAUACAGAACACAGCCUCUACACUGCCUCUGAUCUGCUGCUGGAGGGAGGGAGAGAGGGAGAGAGAGAGAGAGAGAGAGAGAGAGAGAGAGAGAGACAGAGGGGGUUAUGAAGUGAAGCAAAGAAGAGGAGAGAGGAGUAUGCAGUGUAAACUAGAAUAGAAGCUGAAAAACAGAGCAGUAAACACAGAGAAAGAGGUUCAGGGAUUUGUAGUUGUGGAAUAACCGGCUCAGUGUGGAGAGAGAGAGGAGCUGAAGGCCCUGUAUACUCUACAGUAUUCCAGGAGUGUGUGAGUCUGCCCUGCAGAGUUAACGUGUGUGUUGACUCAGGGUCAUGUCGUGGUUCAUGUGGAGUGAGCCUCAGUACCGGCGGCCCCGGCGCGAACCCUCAGAGGUGGUGACAGACACACUGAUGCUGGAGCUCAGCUGGCAGCUGAAGGAGGCCCAGCGGCUGCAGCGUGAGCGGGACAACCAGUACCGCAGGAUGAACACUGGUGUUGACUACAGCUGGCUUAUGAGCACGCCCCGCAUCACCUACGACAUCAGCCAGGCAGAGAGGCUCGGCCUGGAGCAGCUGUGUGGCAAAGUGCAGCCAUCAUACUGUGGGGCACUUAUACUCAGGUUUCGGCAGGUGUUGAUGGAGAACGAGCCAGAGGUGCAGGAGGUUUCUGGACUGUUCCGCUCCGUUCUUCUAGAGGCUUUGGACCGGAUGCAGGCAGAGCAGGAGGCACAGCGUUUAUCCCGUCAGUGGAACAACAAGCGCUCCAUCAGCAUGUCCCUCCUCAACUUUAAGUCACGUGUGCGCAUCAACCCGUUUGGCAGCUCUGUAGGUCUGACUGCCAGCAAUUAUGGCUCAGAGGAGAGUGCUGGAGAACUUCAGACUGUGUCUCAGGAUGUGGAGAAGGGCCUGCAGUACUCAGACAGGGCACAGCGUUUCUGGAGCAUGCCCGACUUCAGACAAAAAGGCAUCAAUGGAAACGUUUAAAAGGGCAUUCGACUGGGAGACUCCAAAAUAUGACUCCACUACAGAGGAUCUGGUGUUUCCUACUACAGCGAUGAAACACAUCUACAAUUUCAGACAAUAGUUCAGCUAAGAAUCAAAUAACUCAUUUUUUUCUGUUUCUCGUAAUGUAGACAUGUUUGCUGUCUCAGUUUUCUUUUUCUCCGUUUUACACUGGAGCUCUGAGGCUAAUGUAGCUAACAAGGACUGUCCCUACUAACAGCACAGCCAAAUAAUCACAUUCACAUGCUUAAAAAAAUAUAUAAGUUGGCUAGGUAACACCAUUUGUUGGUCAUUAUCAUUUUAUCAAAUUGUCUACAUUUACCUUUGACACAUGUUUCAUUACCUUUUAGGUGAUCUACUUGCAUUUGAGAGAAAAAAAUGUGGAUAGUGGAUAGUGCUGUGUUGCACGAUUUAAUGAGACACAAAUAAAUGCAGGUGAUAAACUGUAUAAUACUACGGCUUUUACUACUGUUGAUAUUCAGUGCAUCCUUGAUUUUGAACUCGAGUUUGGUAAGACUUUCCUGACCUGGGGGUGUGUUCUAGUUGACAUUUCCUACUUGGCACUGUGAAAUCAUCAUCAUGAUAAUGAGCGGAGAAAAACAUAUUAGAAAAGUUACUUUAGCCUCAUUCCACUGCAUUACAUUAUAAAGCAACAUUACUUAAUUGUUAGCUACAUUCGCUACAUAAACCCUGUCUAGAGCAAAACUAAAGAUACAAAUUCAACUAUUGCUUUAUGCUUAGUUGUAAACAUGGCAGUGUAUAAACCAUAUAGCCAUUAACAUCAGUGUUUCAGUGAAUACAGAUACAACAAAACCAGUAUAUAGAAAGGUUUUCUUUAAACAUUGCACCUAUACUUGCAGAAAUGAUCAUCCACAGUGAGGCAAAGGUCCUACAAACAGAAACCUUGUGCAAUAUAUUAUAAAAGCUAAGCAAUGAUUUUUUUUCCUCUUUAAACUGCGUAUGUAUAAACAUGUACAUUACUACAUUUAUGUAUAAAAUACAGGCCUAAUCAUUUUUGAGUGUGUUUGUAUAUCAGAGAUAUUUCAUAUAUUAUGUACCUUAUAACUGCAGUGUGUGAAUUUAUAUUAAAUGAUAUAAUUAAAAGGUGAAUGUCUCUUUUUAAAACUAACUGUGAAAAAUACACAGAAGAGAAACAACCACAAGAAACUAUUAAUAAGAUUAAAUAGUACAAGGUAGGGCUUUCUGUGUGUGUUUCAAUAUGAAAAAUCAUCUGCCCAAAACAGGGCCACGUCUGCAAUUCAUUUCUACUAAUAAUCAAACUCUAAUGAAUGUCUGAAACACAUUUAGGAUGUGAGAAACAACAGGCCAUCUAAUCAGAACUGAUCCUCAAUUAUCUUCAUCAGAAGCCAGACACUCAGCAGCACAGAAGAGAAAGAGCAUCACAGCACUUCCAUUAGUGUACUGACACAGACACCGUUUUGUGUUUUGAUCAGAUGAUCACAGAUGUGCAUAUAUCUUAUACAUACAGUAAAACAGCUGUACUAGAAUAGCGUCACUCAUAAAAACUAUAUGAAAAACCAUUUAAGUAGGCAAAUCCAUGAUCCAACCCUUUUAUGUCAUCAAUUUUUGCAUACACCAUGAACACAAAGUCAGACAAGAAAGCUGAGCAUUGCACUUAUUACUAAUCUCACACAUGCAUAUCCAGCAUGAAUCCACUGUAUGUAACUGUUACAGUCCCACAGUAAUAAUUAUACCAGUCAGUAUGAAUCUGCAGUUUGUGUAAUUGUCAGUCUGAUAAAAUAAUAGCAUUUAAGUGGUUUCAAUCCAGUAUGAAUUUACAGCAUUAGCACUGUAACAUUAAUAACUGUUGAUUGAAUUUAAACAGUAUGAAUCGGAAGUGAAGCGAGUUUAGUUCUUGAUGACUGACAAUAAUAACAGUAAUCUUGUUCUGAUCCACAGCUUGAGAAUAUAAAAACAACCUGCACAAAACUAUACAAAAAUGUCUCUGAAAUGUCUGAUCAUAACUUUGACAGCAAAUUACACUAAUCCAUUUAUCUCAGCAAUAUGAUUGUUUUUACCUGAAAAAAGCACCACAUAUGAUUUGAACAGGUGCAAAUAAACUUACAUACAGUAAAACAUGACAGGGAAUUCUCAUUUUUAACUAAGUAUGUUAUAUCCUGUGAGCCAAGCGGAAGAAAGCGUAUAUCCAGAUUUCUCCUGGAUGCUCCUUAGCCAGCAUGUGUAUAUGUUCAGUUCCCUCAGCAGCUCACCUGAUUUACCAAAUUUACCAAACCAGGUGUUUAUUAAUAUGAUGAGAACUAGAAAUAACUCUAUUAAACUCAGAUGAGGAGAGAUUAGGAGCUGUUUUAGCCUGCUUUGUGUAAAAUUGCUGUUUGUAUUUAUUGUAAUGCUGGUGUUUUACUGAGCUAAACACUUACUUCACAGAUAAGAAGCGUAAUCUUUACAGAAAUUCCCACAGGUGCCUAAUACAUUUGCACUAUACUGUAUAUAAAUGAUAUGUGUGGCGUGAGGAGGUGGGGGAGUUGUGGGUCUGCCCCACGCCAGAUCGCAAAGCCAUGCCUGUCUCAGCUGGCCCGCAUGAGGGCUGAUUGAGCCGCCAGUUGAGACAGGCAUAUAUACUCAGCCACCGCCAUCAUUAGGGAGGACUUUGACUGGGGAGCUGAGGGCUGAGGCUGCACGGACUCGUAUUUAGCCUUUAAAGUAAAACUAAGUAAUUCUACAGACUCUAGAGCCCCAUUGGGCUGAGUUAUGUUUUGAGUUGUUUUUGGGUGUGGUGGAGGGCAUUUAAAAUAAAAGGUAUGAUUUGAGUUCAUUUAC
Astyanax mexicanus (Mexican tetra) is the source of this 3855-nucleotide messenger RNA. It is a transcript of the gene rd3, whose product is annotated as retinal degeneration 3, GUCY2D regulator. Lineage: Eukaryota; Metazoa; Chordata; Actinopteri; Characiformes; Acestrorhamphidae. The coding region runs from base 388 to 1038 and encodes 216 amino acids. The record is from RefSeq and is a predicted model, not a curated record. The transcript is spliced from 3 exons.